AUGUCUACCAGAGAUAAUAAGAUCAAGCUAUUUCAAGCUCAUAAUGAGGCCUCUAUCGCAGCGAUCGCUCGAACUGUCAAUGCAGCCUUUUCUUCUGACCCGCUGAUCCAAUGGCUCCGCCCGAAUGCGCAACCCUGGGCCCGACAAAACCUCAAUAUUCAGAAAUGGCAACAUCGCCGUGUACAGUCAAUCAUGGCCAAUGGGUUGGUUUUUCAAUCAUAUGAUGUUAGCCAGAUUGCCCGCGAAAAUCCACAAAAGGGAGAAGCAAGACAAUCGUCUCAGAGCUCAGAUAGCUCAUUCGGGAAGUCGGCUGAAGUGUCUCUGUAUGAGGAACAAGCUAAAGCUGCAGGGUUAGAAGAUGCAGGUGCUGUCGUCUUUCUUUUUCCACCUCCAGGAGAGAUUGGGUGGUCCUUCUCCCGUACAUUGUUAAAAUGCAAGAUUUGGCUGCUGGAAAUCUUCAACCCUAUUGAGGAUAAGGAUUGCAAAAUGGAGAGAGUUGAUCUAAUGAUGUCAUCUCACACAAAAUCCCUGGAUUCCUUACAAACGGAGUACAGACAGGGAUUAUGGUAUCUAGAAGUCGUCGCCGUUCAUCCCUGUUUGCAGUCGAGAGGGAUCGGCAAGAAUGUUAUGAAGUGGACCUUGGACUAUACUCGAAAUCAGCCUCUGUAUCUCGAGUGUACUCAAGAGGGGAACAUUAGAUUCUACGAAAGUUUUGGCUUCCGUGUUGUCGAGGAAAUGGUAUUGACGGAUGAAACUUCCCAUAACGAAAGCGCUACAGUGAAGUUAUGGGGCAUGAUACGGACGGGCGAAGACAGUGCACAAUAG
Messenger RNA from Penicillium cosmopolitanum, 825 nucleotides. RefSeq names its product GNAT family N-acetyltransferase. The coding region runs from base 1 to 825 and encodes 274 amino acids. The transcript has 3 exons. Lineage: Eukaryota; Fungi; Ascomycota; Eurotiomycetes; Eurotiales; Aspergillaceae. The record is from RefSeq and is a predicted model, not a curated record. Gene Ontology annotation, molecular function: acyltransferase activity, transferring groups other than amino-acyl groups.